Messenger RNA from Oxyura jamaicensis (ruddy duck), 2191 nucleotides. RefSeq names its product cyclin H (gene CCNH). Gene Ontology annotation, biological process: regulation of transcription by RNA polymerase II; DNA-templated transcription; regulation of cyclin-dependent protein serine/threonine kinase activity. Gene Ontology annotation, cellular component: nucleus; transcription factor TFIIK complex. The transcript has 9 exons. Lineage: Eukaryota; Metazoa; Chordata; Aves; Anseriformes; Anatidae. Gene Ontology annotation, molecular function: cyclin-dependent protein serine/threonine kinase regulator activity. The record is from RefSeq and is a predicted model, not a curated record. The coding region runs from base 54 to 1082 and encodes 342 amino acids.
GCCCCCCAGGGCCCCGCUGGGAAGGUGACAGUUGGCGGCCGGUCGCCGCCGCCAUGUUCCACAGCAGCACGCAGCGGCGGCACUGGACCUUCGGCAGCGAGGAGGAGCUGGCUCGGAGCCGCGCCGAUGCCAACCGCAAGUUCCGCAGCAGAGUGGCGGCGGCUGGGAAGGUGCCGCCGAGCGAGCCGUGCCUGCUGGAGCCCCACGAGGAGCUGGCGAUCUGCAAGUACUACGAGAAGCGGCUGCUGGAUUUCUGCGCCGUCUUUAAGCCUGCCAUGCCGCGGUCGGUGGUGGGAACAGCUUGCAUGUAUUUCAAACGCUUUUACCUCAACAACUCAGUGAUGGAGUACCAUCCUCGGAUAAUAAUGCUAACAUGUGCGUUUUUGGCCUGUAAAGUAGAUGAAUUUAAUGUGUCCAGUGCACAGUUUGUUGGUAACCUUCGAGAAAGCCCUCUUGGACAGGAAAAAGCUCUUGAACAGAUACUGGAAUAUGAACUGCUACUUAUUCAGCAGCUGAACUUCCAUCUUAUCGUGCACAAUCCAUACAGGCCGUUUGAGGGAUUCCUAAUUGAUUUGAAGACUCGUUAUCCGAUGCUGGAGAAUCCUGAAGUGUUGAGGAAAACGGCUGAUGACUUUCUCAAUCGAGUGGCUCUGACAGAUGCAUAUCUACUCUUUACUCCCUCGCAGAUAGCUCUCACUGCUAUCCUAUCUAGUGCUUCAAGAGCAGGAAUUAAUAUGGAGAGUUACUUAUCAGAAAGCCUUAUGCUGAAAGAAAACAGAACAUUCUUGGCCAAGUUACUAGAUGGCAUGAAAUGCAUGAAAAAUCUGAUAAAGAAAUAUGAACUGCCAAGGCCUGAAGAGGUUGCGGCUCUAAAACAGAAAUUAGAGAAGUGUCACAGUCCGGAGUUUUCACUUAAUACCAACCUGAAGAAGAGGAAAGGUUGUGAAGAUGAUGACUAUAAUGCAAAAAAGCCUAAAAUGGAUGAGUUUAUAACUGAAGUUAAUACCAAUACCGAAGCCAUGAGUGGAACGGCAAGCCCAUCAAUUUGCAGUGACAGAAGAAAUGCAGAGGCUACUGAUUGAUCAUUGAUGACUCAACUGCAAAAGUAAUGAAGCCAUAAAGAAGGCAAGUUAUUAGUAAAAGGCUGCAGGAUGAGCUCCCAUGGAAAUCUCUGAAAAGGUGUUUGUAAUAUAAAGGAUGAACUAAACCUCAAACAGGCAGUGAAAAUGGGCUGCUGAAACGACCUUCGUGACUCUGAGGCUGGGAAUGGGUAACUAGCUUUAAGGUUAAAGGGCUUAGUCACCACUAGUUAAAAUAUUUCUUAGUCUGUAGUCUCUUCAUGUAACGGUGCUGUUACGUACUAAAUCCUGGUCAUAAAAAAAAUAAGGGUUUUUGUUUGUUUGUUUUCUCCUUCUUUGAUAAGCAUUAUAGCAUGCUUACAGAAACAAGCUGGGGUCUAUCCCUUGAGGCUUUCAGUUGGUUUUUUUGGUAUAAGCCACCACUAGCUGAAAACAAAAUCUUUUCCUCUGAUGUGUUUAUGUGACUGAGUUACCUCUGGUUUCAUCAUCCCUGCGGAAGACAGCACAGUGGGUGGGUGUAAACGUAGAGUGACAACAGUUUUAAUGAACUCGGGGAUCAAAGUUUAAGUGGAGUCUUACAACAAAAUAGGGGAAACAUCUUAAACUGUUCUCACAUUUAGCAACAUGGGAAGCUUGAGCAGAAAUCUGAGAUCAUUGGGAGUUGCCAGGAAAUAAAAUACCGUUUGUCUUUUUCACCAAUUGUUACCUAUAGUCAUAGGUCAAGCACAUCAUGACAAUCUGGGAGGGAGCCUAACGAACAUUCUUCUGUGUAGGACUUGCAUGAAUUUGUAUUCAUCUUUUUCCAUGUUGACUGACAUUCUUGCUGGCUGUCAGAAGUAUAACAGCCCCUGGCUGUGUAUUGUCUUCCACCAGUCCUGGCAGAAACACAUGCAUGUCAAGUAAGGUGGACAGACAAACUAAGUUUUAAAAUCAGUGUAAAGUUGCUGUUCACAUCUUUUACUGAUAGUAGGCACAGUCGAAGAGAUCAAAGUGACGUUAUUUGUAUUACUUGAACUCUCUUCAGCUGGCAUAUGUAAGGGAUGUUACCCUGAUACCAUGUGCAGCAAUACCAGCUGGUCCAUGUUCCUGCAAAACUUACCCUCUGGCUGUGC